AUGUCGUCCACGUCGUCGGCCCUCCCUGGCCGUCAAUCCCACGCUCGGACGAGCUCGCACUCGCUGCUCACAGGCGCUCUCAACGCCAACCAUAGAGUGACUCGACGCAAGUCCGUCACGAACCCGAAUGCGAAUGUUGCCGCGAUCGCCGCUGCUCUUCGGGAGAGUGAGCGUUCAAACGCCCUACCCAUCAACAGCGGCCGCCGAAUGUCAAAGAGCGCUGCUGCUCGUGCUGCCAUCGCCGGUAGCCUUCCCUCCCCGCCUGCUAGCCUCCCGAACCACAAGUCGAUACCCGAGACGAAGCAAGAACUCAAUGGUAGCGCCAUUGAUGAUGAGAUGAACGACGGCUCGGCCGACGAGGGAACUGCCAAGUUCCAAAAGGCUCGUCAACGCCGUGCAAGCGACGGCCAGACUCUCAAGGAGGGCAAGAAGAGCAAUAGGGUUGAGGUUCGCUGUGACAAGUGCGGUAAAGGCUACAAGCAUAGCAGCUGCUUGACUAAGCACUUGUGGGAACACACACCUGAGUGGGCAUUGACUUCCAAGUUGCUCAUUUCAAAGCAUCAACAAGUCCAGCUACUUGAAGCUGCUUCGGUUCUUGUAACCAUGAACGGUAUCGAAGGCAACGCUUCCACUCCUCCCGAGUCUACCAAGGACUUCCAGAGUGAGGCCGGGUCAUCGUCACCUGCUGCCUCUAGAUACUCUGACCCCGAGGAGCGACAGAGCUCUGCCGACACUACACCACCUCCGCUUACUGAAGGUGUCAGCGUCAACGGCACCUCUUAUCGCAACAAGCGCUACGGCAGCAACGGGUACGCGAGGAGCUACCAGUCGGCUGCUUCUUUUGGGGCUGGUAGUGUGCCGUUCGGCUCAGGCUUUGGCCACUACCGUCAACCGAGCAAUGAUCACCGUCCAAGCUCUUCCGGUCGAAAUGCCACAGGAGAGGCCGAUCGAGAUCUGGCCGCUGCAGUUGAGCUCCUGAGUUGCAGCUUUGGCAGCAACAACGGAUCCCGUCCUGCCAUGACUCCUGCGGAUGCGCCUCCUGUCCCCCCGCUGCCUGCUCAGUACCUGGAUCAAGCAACUUCGCUAUCGACAGCGAGCUUCAUCAACAGCUUCCCACGUCGACAGCCCGAGAGUUUUACUCGUGGUGACAUGAGACGUCCCAGUGUAGACGUCCGAAUGGAUGGUAGCGGCGAUUCGGUUAUGGACGAUGACGAUUUCGAGAUGCGUUCGCGCGGUCGUAGCGAGGAUGAUGACGAUGGUGUUUUUGGUCGCAUGGAGGAAUGA
Molecule: messenger RNA, 1284 nt
Organism: Fusarium pseudograminearum CS3096
Lineage: Eukaryota; Fungi; Ascomycota; Sordariomycetes; Hypocreales; Nectriaceae
Exons: 2
Coding region: 1-1284 (427 amino acids)
Source: RefSeq, a predicted model, not a curated record